Onychostoma macrolepis is the source of this 4242-nucleotide messenger RNA. It is a transcript of the gene lrrc8aa, whose product is annotated as leucine rich repeat containing 8 VRAC subunit Aa. The transcript has 7 exons. The record is from RefSeq and is a predicted model, not a curated record. Gene Ontology annotation, molecular function: protein binding. Bases 195 to 2579 code for a protein of 794 amino acids. Lineage: Eukaryota; Metazoa; Chordata; Actinopteri; Cypriniformes; Cyprinidae.
UCGAAGCACGCGUCCCGUGCGGUACGGCUGACGCCAGUUCCUGGGCGUGGCUUAUAUCAGCGUUCCUCAACUCUUUCCUCAGGCUGCGAGAGUGUGAGGCUGACGCUGUGGAUCGUGGACCGGAGGAAAGACAUGUAUCAGUUAUGCGCCACAGGAGCCAGAGAUCCACUCAGUAACGAGGCCGGUAAACUGUCAUGAUUCCCAUCACUGAGUUGCGAUACUUUGCUGAUACACAGCCGGCGUAUCGGAUUCUGAAACCAUGGUGGGACGUGUUCACAGACUACAUCUCCAUCGUCAUGCUGAUGAUCGCGGUGUUCGGUGGCACGCUGCAGGUCACGCAGGACAAAAUGAUUUGCCUGCCGUGCAAAUGGGUCGUCAACCAGACCUGCGAACAACUCAACGUCAGCGUGCCGCUCAACACCGAGCCCAAGGGCAUCCAGUACGACCUCGACCGACACCAGUACAACUACGUGGACGCUGUGUGUUACGAAAACAAGCUGCACUGGUUCGCAAAGUACUUCCCGUACCUGGUGCUGCUGCACACGCUGAUCUUUCUAGCUUGUAGUAACUUCUGGUUUAAGUUUCCGCGGACCAGUUCGAAGCUGGAGCAUUUCGUGUCGAUCCUGCUGAAGUGUUUCGACUCGCCGUGGACGACUCGCGCACUUUCUGAGACUGUGGUGGAGGAGAGUGACCCGAAGCCAGCGGGGAAGAUGAACGGUUCAAUGGAUAAGAAAACCUCCAGCAUCAGCGACCACGAUGUGGAGGCAAGCGUUCCCAUGCUGCAGAGGACCAAGUCCCGCAUCGAGCAGGGCAUCGUGGACCGUUCAGAGACGGGUGUCCUGGAUAAGAAGGAAGGCGAGCAGGCCAAAGCGCUGUUUGAGAAGGUGAAGAAGUUCCGUAUCCACGUGGAGGAGGGUGACAUUGUUCACCGUCUUUACAUUCGUCAAAUCAUCAUCAAAGUCAUCCAGUUCAUCAUCAUCAUCUGCUACACCAUGUACUAUGUGCACCACAUCAAGUUCAGCGUGCCGUGCACCGUGGACAUCGAGCGGCUGACCGGUUAUCGCACGUACCACUGCGCCCAUCCUCUGGCCACGCUCUUUAAGAUCUUGGCCUGCUUCUACAUCAGCCUGGUGGUGGUUUACGGCCUCAUCUGCAUGUACACGCUGUACUGGAUCAUCAGCCGCUCGCUAAAGCGCUACUCCUUCGAGUCCAUCCGCGAGGAGAGCAGCUACAGCGACAUCCCCGAUGUCAAGAACGACUUUGCCUUCAUGCUGCACAUGAUCGAUCAGUACGACCCGCUGUACUCCAAGCGCUUCGCCGUCUUCCUGUCAGAGGUCAGCGAGAACAAACUGCGGCAGCUGAACCUGAAUAACGAAUGGACUCUGGAGAAACUCAGACAGAGGAUAACCAAAAACUCACAGGAGAAGCUGGAGCUGCACCUCUUCAUGCUGAGCGGCAUCCCGGACACAGUGUUCGACCUGGUCGAGCUGGAGGUGCUGAAAUUGGAGCUGAUCCCUGAUGUUACGAUCCCACCCAUAAUCGCACAGCUGUGUAACCUGAGGGAGAUGUGGCUUUACCACACGCCGGCCAAAAUCGAGGCUCCUGCUCUGGCCUUCCUCCGCGAGAACCUCAAAUCACUACACAUAAAGUUCACAGACAUUAAGGAGAUCCCACUGUGGAUCUACAGCCUCAAGAACCUCAGUGAGCUUCAUCUGACUGGAAAUCUCAGCGCGGAUAACAACCGAUUCAUCGUCAUCGACGGCCUGCGGGAGCUCAAGAGGCUCAAGGUCCUGCGGCUGAAGAGCAACCUCACUAAACUGCCUCAGGUGGUGACAGAUGUUGGCGUUCACCUGCAGAAGCUCUCCAUCAAUAACGAAGGGACAAAACUGAUGGUUCUUAACAGUCUGAAGAAGAUGGUGAACCUGACGGAGCUAGAGCUGUUGCGCUGUGAUCUAGAGCGGAUCCCGCACUCCAUAUUCAGCCUACACAAUCUACAGGAGAUCGAUCUGAAAGACAACAACUUAAAGACCAUCGAGGAGAUCAUCAGCUUCCAGCAUCUCCACAGACUGGUGUGCCUCAAGCUCUGGUACAACCAGAUCGCCUACAUCCCCAUCCAGAUCGGCACCCUCACCAACCUGGAGCGCCUCUACCUGAACAGGAACAAGAUCGAGAAGAUUCCUGCCCAGCUCUUCUUCUGCAGGAAGCUGCGUUACCUGGACCUCAGCCACAACAACCUGACCAGCAUCCCUGCGGACAUCGGCUUCCUGCAGAACCUGCAGUACUUUGCAGUGACGGCCAACAGAAUCGAGGCGCUGCCACCCGAGUUGUUCCAGUGUAAGAAGCUGCGGACGCUGAAUCUGGGAAAUAACUGCCUUACGGUGCUGCCGUCACGUUUCGGAGAGUUAACCGGCCUCAUGCAGCUGGAGCUCCGUGGAAACCGGCUGGAGGGAUUACCAGUGGAGCUCUCCGAGUGUCGCCUUCUCAAGCGCUCCGGGCUGAUCGUAGAAGAGGACCUCUUCAACACCCUACCACCGGAGGUCAAGGAGCAGCUGUGGAGAACCGAAAAAGAACAAGCCUGAGCGAGACAGAGGAACUCUUAAAGGCAUAGUCCACCCAAAAACGAACAUCUGCUGAAAAUGUACUCUCCCUCAGGCCAUCCAAGAUGUAGAUGAGUUUGUUUCUUCAUCAGAUUCGGAGAAAUGAAGCAUUGCAUUACUUGUUCAGCAAUGGAUCCUCUGCAGUGAAUGGGUGCCGUCAGAAUGAGAGUCCAAACAGCUGAUAAAGACAUCACAAGUAAUCCACACCACUCCAGUCCAUCAGUUAACUUAAUACAUUUUUGCUUGUAAACCGUGCUUGAUCUGUGCACAUUUCUCUCCUAAUUCAGAUGAGAUGACGUUUGGAGAAAGCAAUAUUAUGGAUUAUGCACUUAUAUUUUAGCCAAAAGCAACGCUUCUCAAGAUGUUAACUGAUGGACUGGAGUGGUGUGGAUUACGUGUGCAUUAUUGUGAUGUGUUAAUCAGCUGUUUGGACUCUCAUUCUGACGGCACCCAUUCAUUGCAGAGCAUCCAUUGGUGAGCGAGUGAUGGAAUGCUACACUUCUCCAAAUCUGAUGGAGAAACAAACUCAUCUACAUCUUUGAUAUGCUGACGGUGAGAAAUUUUUCAAACAAUUUUCAUUUUUGUGUAAACUAUAAUAGUCGUUCUGCUUUCAAUUCAUUUUUUAAAAAUAGUUUUAAUUAUUUUUAUUUGGGCGAUAACGUUUCUUCUCUGUAUGAAGGGAAGUUGUGGACAGUACAGUGCCAUCUGUGCUUAGAAACAUACACUGACACAUACACGCGAGAAACGUACUCGCUCAAACACGUUCUCAUACACAAGCACACUUUUUUGCAAGGUCAAGUCAUUUGUGUACUGCCCCCUACAGGCACGGAGGGGCAUGCAUAUAAACGACGACUACAUGGUUAACAUGUGAAUGCGAGUGCCUAUGUUAAAGCAGUGGCAUUAUUGGAAUGAAUAGAUAUAACAAGCAAUAUGUGGUUUGUGCAUUAUUUACUUAGCGGCUGCGUCCAAUCAGGGAAGAGUCGACUGUUUAUGAAUGUGCCAGCUGAGUUAUCGAAUAUGUAAAAUGUACAUUUUAAUGCCAAUACCUACAGAAUUAAAUGCCAAAAAGGUCAUAUACAAAAUCUACUACUUAUAUAUGCUUUUAAAGACUAUGAAUAUGAUGCCACAAAUGUCUUGCUGAAAUCUUACACUCCACAGACUCUACACAAAGAUGAACUCAAACACUCGAAAGAACAAACUUGUACCAUUUUGGACGGACUGGCAUUUGGACCAUGUGACCUGCACGUCGCAUCCCAUUGGUCGACUUCUGAUAGGGAGUGAUGACGUCAUCAUAAUGACUUUUGUAGCAAUGUUCCCACACUAUCAUGGCCUUAACUCUCUCUGAGCUGUAUGCUGGAGCUCAUCUCAAAGAUAAAGUGUACAUUUUGCAUUUAUAAGUUUUAUAAUUUUACAAAAAAAAAGAGAGAAAGAACAAAAAGAAAGCACGGACUCAUGCAAACUGUUCAUGUGUUUGCAAGAAAAACAAUCCUAUGCGUUAAUGUAUCUUUUUUAUAUGUAUGUGUUCAUUCAUAUGAUUUUAUUUUAUGAUUUUUAUUUGAACUUUUCUUUUUGUUCGGAAGAUUGCCUAAUGUACACAGUAUGGCUUUAAACAAAACCAAGUAAAGACUUCUGAUAAACAUUCAAA